AUGUCAUCGAAAUCAAAAUCAUCGAAAGGAAGUUCACGUUCGAAUAAUACAAUAUCGCAGUUCGAUCGUGGUCCCGUUCGAAUUCUUAAUCAUUCGUCACCAUUAAAACAAUCAGAGGUCAUCUCCUUACAACUACUAUUCUUUGCAUCGUUAGAAGUUCUUUCAUUAACAUUAACAAACAAUGAUUCAACAAAAUCACGUCCAUUAUUUCAAUUAUUAUUACACAUUUUAACAACAAGUGGAAUCCUUCCAUCAUCAAUGAAUAUCUCAGCCAUGGCUGUGAAUCAGUUAGAUUUUGUUAGGAAUUAUGUUCGAACUUUACAGGCAGCAAUUCAAACAGCUUUGAAUAUCAUUCAACAACCUCCAUCAACAACAGAUGGGCCGACGAUUGUCAGUAUGUUAGAGAGAGAUUUUGCCAAAAUUUUACUAACGACUCCAAUACCGCCAGUAACGCCACCUUCAAACAUAAGCAUCGACAUCCCUCAACCAGAUAUUCAACUGAAAGUUCCAUUACCGUUAGCUAUGAAUGGAACGGCUUCCUCAAAUGGUUUUGAUAAUAUUGUGAUAUUGCGGUAUGCGAGAGAUUUCUAUGAACUUGGAAGAAUAGGCAAAGGUGCUUUCGGAUCAGUCUUUCGUGCGAAAAAUCGUUUGGAUGAUUGUACUUAUGCAAUAAAGAAGAUUGUUUUCAAAGAUAAUUCAGAACGAACACGUCGACAAGCGGGUAUAGCAUUACGUGAAGUACGAGUUUUAGCAUCGCUAAGCCAUCCAAAUAUCGUUCAAUACCAUUGUGCGUGGCUGGAGUUAGUUCCCUGUGAAACAUCAUUGCAUCGACCGCGAUCAGCAUCACCACAUUUACAGAAACAAAAAUCUUUACCGCAUAAGUAUCAUUCAGAUUCAAUAGAUGAAUUAAUCGAAUUUAAACGCACGCUUUCGUCAGCAACGGAUGAUGAAAUGCAAUUGAAUCAUUCAUCAACAUCACAAGUUGAUGAGGAUACCAGUGAGACAUCGGAUUUGGAACAACAAAAUCAACCUUCUAAUACUCGUAGUCACCGUAAAUCUCAGUCAGAUGGUGCUAGUUCAUCUCUCAGCCAAUCGCAAGUCUUCUAUCAACGCUCGAUAUCUAAUGGAAGUUCAUCUAAUAAGCAACUAAUUCCAUUUCAAGCAGCUCAAAAACAACUUAUUCCAGCGGCGACUGCUCCAUCAGAGAACAUCAAUUCUCGACUUGUUCUUUUCAUUCAGAUGCAAUCGUGUGAUACAACUCUAUACACUUGGCUACGUCAUCGCGAUCAAGCAAUUAUUGACCAAACACCCGGUGUGCCCAAAGUAUUGAAUCAAUUAGGUCAAAACGAAUGUUGGCAUAUAUUCAAACAACUUCUAUCUGCAGUUCAGUAUCUCCAUUCUCAUUCACUUGUUCAUCGUGAUAUUAAGCCAAAAAACAUUCUUCUCUCAUACGAAGCAAAAGAUCAAUCAUCUGUUCAUGUUCGUUUAGGUGAUUUCGGUUUAACAACAAUAUUUGGUUCAGAACUCUCACCAAGUUCAGCACCACACUUUCAAAUGGACGAAUCUGCCGGUGUUGGCACACCUCUAUAUGCUCCACCUGAACAAUUGAAUUCCCGUCAUUGUAUUGCCACAUGUUAUUCCGAUUCAUACAGUUUAGGAAUUGUACUUUUUGAAUUAUUCAAUAUUUUUGGUACGGAAUCCGAACGAUGUCAUCUCCUAGCGGAUUUACGUGAUUAUAUGGAAGUGGGCAAAACAUUUGCAGCAAAUUAUCCAUUCGAGACAAGUCUUAUUGAACAACUAGUGCAGAUUGAAAGCGAAAAACGAUUGACUGUGGAUGAAAUUUUAGCGAAAUACUCUCAAGAGAUUCAACAACGAAUUCGAAAACGACAAAGCUUAACAAAACAGAUGAUUAUUGAUCAAUUGCAAGAAACCUUAAAAGAUAAAGACAAGAGAAUUCAAGAAUUAGAAUCGGAAUUAGAAAAAACUAAAACAUAG
This is a messenger RNA of Adineta ricciae, 1995 nucleotides long. The record is from the annotation of a GenBank genome assembly. Lineage: Eukaryota; Metazoa; Rotifera; Eurotatoria; Adinetida; Adinetidae.